Molecule: messenger RNA, 1389 nt
Organism: Drosophila mojavensis
Lineage: Eukaryota; Metazoa; Arthropoda; Insecta; Diptera; Drosophilidae
Product: insulin-like growth factor I-A
Exons: 3
Coding region: 851-1195 (114 amino acids)
Source: RefSeq, a predicted model, not a curated record
AGAGAGAGAGUGUCGGCCUGCUCUGUCUGUCUGGUCUGUCUGUGCAAGUCGCUUGAUCAACGAUCAACGACACGCCGAGCCUGUUCAUCAAAGCGCGUUCCAAAUCCAAGCCAGACGCAUCGUUGGGUCGUGCGCUCCAACGCAAAAAAAAAAAAAAGAAGAACAAAAAAAACACUCAAACAGUCUGCAGCAAUCGGCGAUUGGUCGCGGCGUAUCAGGACCCCACCGAAACUUCAUACUUGAAGCCGAAAGAGAAAACAAAAGCAACUGCAACGGGGACAACAACAACAACGAAAUGCAACAAAAUCGCCAAACUGCGCGCGAGCUAUACAAGAAUCGUACUCCAAAGACACGCCCGAACACACUAGCCCGACUCUCUUAGCCAGGCUCUCAACUCCAACUAAAGUUUAUCAAUUUUUUUUUUUUUUUUUUUGUCCUAUAUUAUAAAUAAAAACUUUUUUUCUCGUGUUUGUGUGAAUCUCUAAGCAAUCCUAUAUACACACACACCGUAUACAUCUAUCUAUAAUUAAUAUCCAUAACUAUAUAUAUAUAUAUAUGUGCGUAACUGUUAUUUAAUUUUUUUUUUCGUGACAAAAACAACAAAAAUAAAAAAACAAUUGUGAUUUUCGAAACUGUGUGAUGGCAAAAAGAAACGAUAACAAAAAGAAAGUUCCUUAAGAAAGUGAUAAAGCUCCAAAAAGAAAGACAACAACAACAACAAAAGUAUCUGCAUUACUUAUAUACAUCUAUCCAUAUAUACAUACAUAUAUAAAAAUUGAAAUAUCUUUAUAUACAUAUAUAUUUCCGAAAAAUAUAUCAUCAAGGAUCAGCCAUAUCUUGAUAUGCAAAAAUGAUUUUCAUCGCAUCCAGCUCACGUAUUCGCUCCCUGCUCGCCAUGGUAGUGUGUCUGACAGUCGGUCUGUCCCUGGUGGCCAGCACACCGAUCGCCUUUACGCCCGAGGAGCUGGAGGUUAAGCAUCGCUGCAGCAAAGAUCUAGAUGAGACCAUACACUAUAUAUGUAAGGGGCGCACCGUAUCGCUGGCCGAGCUCUAUCCCCAAAGCUUUGGCAGUCGGAGCAAGCGUUUCGCCGCCGACGGCACCUACUACAGACCCCUGCAGAACGGACCCAUCCACGAAUGCUGUUUGCGACCCUGCGGCUAUCCCGAGAUACGUCAAUAUUGUGCGCCCGACUAAGGCACGAGAUAUGUGCACUCAUAUAUAUACAUAUAUAUAUAUAUAUAUAUAUUAGGCAAUGCCCACACACAGACACACACAUACAUUAUAUUUGAAUAGAAACACACACACACAUACACACACCCAUACACUAAGUAUAUUGUACUAAUUUAAGCUAUGCACUAAUAAAAAUUUAUACAAUUAUGAGAGCGCAA